AUCGCACCACCCAACGCUUUUCCCCGUCAUCAUGCAUCGACGUUUCAAAGCAUGGAUGAGCUCCAAACGUCACAGUCGCCAACGCACCCCUCAAGACCCUGAAAUGCCACGGCUUCCCAAUCCGCGACCAUACACUUUGACACCAUCACCAUCGCAAGAGCAAAUUACAACAUUAUCAGAAACGGUCCCCUUCUUCAGAUUGCCCCUCGAACUCAGACGAAAGAUUCUAAUUCAUGCAUUCGGCAACCGCACAGUUCACAUGGAUCUCGCUUUAACCCAUCCAUUGCGUGAACCGCUAAACGAAGAAAGAUCUUGCUACAGAUCCACAAACCCUGCUCACAGGUUUGAUCAAGAGGCUGGACAUCUCUGGCCAUAUACAAAAGAGAACUUGGGUCUAGACAGAAGUCGGCCCAAGUACUGGCAGUGGAGAAGCUGUGUGUGUCAUCGCCUCCCACCGCCUCGGUUCAAGAUUACUCUGGACUUCCAUAGUUACAUCAAGCCUGCUGAUGAUAGAUGCUGUGAGGGUUGGGCGGCCUUUUGUACCCUAUGGACUAAAAGGACUGACAAGCCUGAUUCUUGCUGGAUUGGGGCGAUGGGAUGGCUCUUGACCUGCCGCCAAGCAUACAUCGAAGGAACUGAGGUCCUUUACGGCACAAACACUAUUCAUAUAUCAAGCAAGCCUCUUCUUACCAACUUGAGCACACUAAUUCCUCCGCGAAGUCUAUCGCUGAUAUACUCACUUGAGGUUGUGUUCUGGCUUGAAACUUAUGAACAACAAGGGAAAGCAUUUCCAAACCUACAACAAUUAGAAAAGGAUCUACUCAUCCUAGAUACACACUUUCCUAGUCUCCUGAGCCUUCAUCUCGGGCUACGACUCGACCUUCCUAUUAUAGAAGAUACCAGGACGAACAUCAAGAGAAGACCUGCAUAUGUCUUGGAUAUGUUUCAAUCGAUAGACGCGUUCCUCAAACGGCGGUGUGACAAGCCUGAGUCUGAUCAUCUUCGUGACCCUCUUUUGCUAUCCAUCUCGCAGUCUGCAUACAAAGACUUUCAGAACGAGGUGCGUCACAACGAUCAAUAUUAUGUUAGGAAGAGUGGUGUCCAAGUCUGGCGACCCUUGUUGCCUGGGCCAUUUGUGUUGUACGAUAAGGGAGAUAUAUGCAAUGCAACAGCAAGUAAUGGAUACUGGAUUUGGGGAGACUAUGAGGAUAGGUAUGAAAUGGAGAAAAGGCCACUGGCCAUGUGAUGUAAGUAUAUUUGCUUUCCAGUCAUGGAGUGUAUUUAGUAGAACCAUUGCGAAUUUCGACUGCUUGCAAUUGUCUGUUGAUACAAGGGAUUGAUAGCGAUCUUAGUUCAGCCUGAAGAUUUUCAUACCUCUAGUACCUU
This is a messenger RNA of Fusarium odoratissimum NRRL 54006, 1386 nucleotides long. RefSeq lists its product as uncharacterized. NCBI's taxonomy places the organism in Eukaryota, Fungi, Ascomycota, Sordariomycetes, Hypocreales, Nectriaceae. The record is from RefSeq and is a predicted model, not a curated record. The transcript is spliced from 2 exons. The coding region runs from base 32 to 1246 and encodes 404 amino acids.